Scylla paramamosain (green mud crab) is the source of this 3797-nucleotide messenger RNA. RefSeq lists its product as uncharacterized. The record is from RefSeq and is a predicted model, not a curated record. The transcript is spliced from 11 exons. Bases 952 to 3441 code for a protein of 829 amino acids. Lineage: Eukaryota; Metazoa; Arthropoda; Malacostraca; Decapoda; Portunidae.
CCAUUCUAUAUGCUAUUAUCAUUAUUUUUUUUAUUUAUUCAUUUGUUUUAUUAUUUUUUACGUAUAUAUUUGUCUUAUAAUUUUUUUUUUUUUCCCCAAGAUGAGACGAAGGAGCACAAAGGACUAAUGAACCCAGGACACCCACGAGGACCCUUCUUUUUAACGACCAUACCUCUUCCAUUCCCCGCAGCCUGCAGUCUACGUAGAUUCCAUGACCUCAGUGAUCCCAUCGCUAUACUGGAAAUAUCUACUUACUUUUUACAUUUUUUUUUUUUUCUCUAAGGAAUGGCAGGCGUUUUCCAAGGUAUAGACUAAGGCAUAAAGGAUGUGUUACAGACACCACCACGGAGAACACUAGGUACUAGGAUUAUUUAGACUUAGCAUGAUGGAUAAGAGUGAAACUUGCAGCCUUCUACCUAUUACAUGUCUUUCCAAGCAUUAAUUUUACAUAAACUACACGGACAAGGGUCAAGUUACUGCAUCUUUACUUAUAACAGUUGAAAAUAACGUUGUUUGCUUUGUGAAGAUCUAAAUGUACUGAAAUGUUUAAAUCUCUGAUCAUAUUCGGGUGGUGAGCAAGAAAUUGGAGAUGGUGGUGUUGGUGGCAGUGCGGUACUGUGGGUAAGCAGUUCGUAGCCACGGCACUGGCACGGUGGCACCCUCGCUUCACCAAUACGUUGCCAUGGCGACGCCAUAAACAAGUGUCCCGGAGCGGAGAGGCUCCCGGACGCUGUUUAAUAUUCUCCAAACAUGGCUUGCCCAGCACCACCGUGUUCCUGAGUGAGCCAGCCACCUGCAACGCCGAGCAGAGCGGCUGAGGGAGUGCUGCCAUGGGAUGUGAGGCACGGGGCAGCGCCAAGCACGGGCUCACGGAGAUUUUUGUCGCGCGGCUGCGGAUCGCGGCACUGCGGUGGCGAUUAACUCAAGAGGAGUGUGAGGUGGCAGUGAGGGAUGAUGGAAGAUGCCAACACUGAGUGCAAGAAGUUCUGUGCAGACUGGACCAGCUUCCACAGGGUAACAAAGGUGCUGGUGAAGGCAGUGCGCAGGAUCCACCAUGGGGUGCGGGAGGAGCACAGCCACCUCAGUGAGGGUGCCAGACCCUCAGAACUCAGGUCCACAGUACUGGCCAGACAUGAGUCAGCCUAUAAGAAGGUUAUACUCGGCCUCAAGGAUUACUCAGCCAACUUCCUGGAGAUGGAAGAUCAGUAUCAACAACUGAUGAAAUCCCGUAGUAAGUUUUGUAAGAUUCAGUUCAGCCGAGUAGUGGAGAAACAUACUCAGAUUGAAAUGCAGCGGGACACCAUACUGCAUUCUGUGGAGAGCUUGAUAAAGGCUCAGCUGAGAGUGGCUGCAAGUGACUUCAAUGAGAAAUCAAAGACACUCUUAGAUGCAGGAAUUUUUGAUGUUAUAGGAGCAUACAAUGAAGCUCUGGUGAAGUUAAAAAACAUUGUGCCGAAAAAGAAAGAGGGAGAGGAGGAGGAGGAGGAGGAGGAAGAUGAAGAUGAGGAAAAGGAGGAGAGUGAGAAAAUGUACAGAACUUUGAUGCCAGAUAACCUCAUUCCUCCUCUGUCAUGCCUCAAACAAAUCACAGCUUCCAAGAUCCUGCAGACAGUGGGACGGGAGAGAGCACCUCAAGUAACCCAAUGCAUCGCUGAAACUCUCAUGCAGGAGUUCAAAAUAACAUCAGAAAAUGGGACACCACUGCCCUGGAAACCCAUCACCUUCAACUGCAAGCCUGGGAAGGUGACAGGGGAUAUCUUUGAGGAUGCUAUAGCAAAGGAAGAGGAUGAGAACAAGAUAAAUCAACAAAAGCUGGAUCUGGCUCUUAGAAUGGAAUUUGGAGAAGAUUUUCCUGGGACAGACUACUUGCCGGCCAAUGACUCUGGGGAGAUGGUGCGACCCAUUCCCUCCUCUGCUGUGGAUACUCUCAUAGCCACCAACACUGAACUGCUCAACCUUUUAGUAGAUAAGUUUACAAAAACCCCUGGAGUGCUUGUCAAGGGAAUGCUGAAACAGAGUAAGUCAGGUGAGAAGCGCUUGAGCAAAGCAGCAAGAACAAGAAUAGAAACUUACUAUGUGGAGCGUGUGUGGGGUGAGGGAUCUGAGUUUGUGGAGGAGCUUGUACUGUGGGUGCCACCUUCUGCUCGGCCUCCGCCCUUCCCUCCUCCAGCACUCCUCCCACCUCAGACUCUCUUCCACAUCCUUAGCACUUUUCAGCAAUUCUGUAACAGAGCACUUGUACCUGAGUCGUGCCGGGCCAGCUGUGAGGGACUGGUGGAUGAGUGCCGCCACCUGGCCACCAGCUCCAUUCUGGACUGGGGCAGUGUGCGGGGUGUGGGAGCUUAUGCCAGGGCCAGUCCACCUCCACACAAGCUACCAGAUGGAAACUAUUCCACUGUUGGGGGUGAAGGUAUUGGAGACGUGGUGCAGCUGCUGGUGUGGGAGGUGAACGAAAUCGAACGGGUGGAGGUGGAGAAGGAACCCAAAGACUGGGCAGUGGGGGAUGAGGUGGGUCUACUAUUGCGACUUGGAGGUGUGGUGGGUUCUGUCCUGUGCUGGCUACAACUGCGUGCUGCACACCUGCUGCACACUUGGAACACAGCACCCUACUAUCUCCUUACACAGGCUGACCUCCCGAGGAUCAUUGAGGAACUAAAAUUACUCAAGAUCCAGGAGAGGGAACACCUGACCAAAACUGAUGACAUGGCCCGCCUCCUUUACUGCAUGUCCCGAGCCACACAAGUCACAAUGAUAGAGAAGAUUGUGGACAAGGUCAAAGCAUACGAGGCUGAGAUGGUGGAGGCAGUGAGUGGUGUGUGCAGGACUGUGAGUCUGGCACAGCUACAGAACUCCAUGCCCAACCCCCGGAUCUGGCGAGGCAUCGGCCGCAUCCCCCACGAGCCUCACUACUAUGUCUACGAGUACAUUGCUGCUGUGCUGGAGCCAGUACUGGAUGCUGUGUCCAAACUUGGUGUUGUGCUGCAGCGGCGGGCAGGUGCCACCAUACUGAAGGUGGUGUGCUACGCCUGGCUGGAACACAUCAAGGUGCAGAAAAUCAAGUUUUCACUGUGGGGAGCUCAACAGUUACUGAAAGAUUUCCACGCUCUGGCCGAGUGGCUCCAGAAGUACCCUGGCCUGGCCCCUGAGGCACGAACACAGGUGCUGGCCGUGGAUGUGCUGCGGGAGUGUGAGGGGGUGGCACGACUUCUCAUGAGGCAACCACCCCUUGUGGUUGGAUAUACUUCCCAGAACCAGGUGGCUCCCAUGGGGCCCAUCAGUGCUGGAAGGAAACAUGAUAAAGAAGUAAAGUUGAGUCAAGACAACGAUGAUAUCCCAGCAGAGAUGUAUGUCCCCAAUCAGCAAUUAUGGCUGUCUCUGAGGGCACGUCCAGCUUCUUCCAUGUGUGUCAAGAUGGGCUCCUGCUGCUCCUGGCCUUAUUGAGGUAUCUGCCAAGAUUCUUGUUAUGAUCUGUGCAGCUUCUGGCCUGUAAGCCUUUAAGAUAGCAUUCACAUGACUCACACUGUCUUGUCAAUUAAGGAAAAUGUUUGUCAUGGGUGGAAGAGAGUGAUGGUAUAUGUUCUCUAUUUUCUCUUUCUCUUUUUUUUCAGGAUUUUAAUAUUUUAUUAUUAUUUGGUUAUGUAAAAGUCAUGUGCAGACAGGUUAUCCAUAGCCAAUGAACCAGACUGAUCACACACACACACACACACACACACACACACACACACACACACACCUGAAUGGAGCCAAAGAUAGGAAAAUGUGAAGUCUAAUGCUAAGAAAUACAGAAUGAUGGAAAA